This is a messenger RNA of Drosophila simulans, 524 nucleotides long. RefSeq names its product protein Turandot E. Gene Ontology annotation, biological process: immune system process. Lineage: Eukaryota; Metazoa; Arthropoda; Insecta; Diptera; Drosophilidae. The coding region runs from base 17 to 421 and encodes 134 amino acids. The record is from RefSeq and is a predicted model, not a curated record. The transcript has 2 exons.
AUUGAUACUGCAACUUAUGAGUUACACUCGAACAGUACACAGCAGCACAUCAAUAUUAAAGAUGAAUUCCGCACUGCAAAUUAGCUGCCUUCUCGUUGUCCUUGGCUGCCUUUUGGGCUCAGGACACUGCCAAAGUGAAGCCGAAUUCGCGGCGAAGUCCCGAGAAAUAGCCCAGAUGUUCGGCAAUCCCUCCGUUGAUAAAUACACGAAGGCUCGCAAUUUGCCCGCGCUGCUUGCCUUUUACGAGAAAUACUCCAGUCGCCUUCGACUGACACCUCAGGAAAGGAAUAGUGUCAAUAAUGCUAUGAGGCAGUAUAAGGCACAACGAAACCAGCAAGUUGACGGAGUAUCUGCCCAGGGAGGUUGGUUGUUUGACAUCAUCAAGUCAGCUAUUUCAAUCAUUGUAAAGGCCGUUGAAUGAGACCACAUGGUGAAGCUUGUAACUUGAAAUUUCUGUCACUAAUUGUCAAAAUUGUGCAAUUUAAAUUGUAACUUCGCCAGUUCAAGUAAAAGUCAACUUUUCA